CCCCUCAAUCCUGUUCAGUUACGGCACACGACACAAUUGAAAAUUGAAGAACCAUGAAGUUUACAAUUCUCACAAUCUUGUCAUUCGUGGCAAUCGCAUUUGCUGCUCAACUUCCCCAGAAGAAUAUCAUCGUAUCGUACGAUGACAAUGUACCAGAUUCUGUAAUCAGUCAAGCCAUGGAUGCCAUCAAAACCGCUGGAGGAAUCAUCACCCACGAGUACAGACUUAUCAAGGGAUUUGCUGCCAAAGCACCUGCUAAAGUCCUCGACACCGUCCAGACCUGGGGAAACGAUUACCACGCAGUCAUAGAAGAGGAUCAAAUGGUUACCAUUGUUGGUGGAGAAUCGUAGAAAAUACAAUCGAUGGAGUUGACUCGGGUUCAUGGGGAAGAAUAGGACAAUCGUUUUUAGGAAGAAUACCAUGGGCAGGCAGGUUUCAAAGCAUACAUACAGAUGGGAGGAUUCUUCCAGGCGCAAAGGUCAAGGCAUUGGGUCUAUCUGGACAAUAGAG
This is a messenger RNA of Mollisia scopiformis, 510 nucleotides long. RefSeq lists its product as uncharacterized. Gene Ontology annotation, biological process: vacuole fusion, non-autophagic. The record is from RefSeq and is a predicted model, not a curated record. The transcript is spliced from 2 exons. NCBI's taxonomy places the organism in Eukaryota, Fungi, Ascomycota, Leotiomycetes, Helotiales, Mollisiaceae. Gene Ontology annotation, molecular function: endopeptidase inhibitor activity. Bases 54 to 350 code for a protein of 98 amino acids.